Oppiella nova is the source of this 777-nucleotide messenger RNA. The record is from the annotation of a GenBank genome assembly. NCBI's taxonomy places the organism in Eukaryota, Metazoa, Arthropoda, Arachnida, Sarcoptiformes, Oppiidae.
AUGGCCACCUCUGAUAUAUACGGUAAAGUAGUUUUGGUGACCGGGAGUAGCUCUGGCAUCGGAGAGGUCACCGCCAAAGAGUUCUCCAGAUUAGGGGCUAGUGUUGUGAUCACCGGUAGGAAUGCCACAGAAAUUAGUCGCGUGGCUAAAGAGGUUCAACAACUAUCGCCGUAUAAACUAAAGGUAAUUAGAAAAUCACAAAAUAACUUAAAAAUACAAAUAAUUGUCAACAAAAAUGUGAAGCCUUUAGAAAUUGUGGCCGAUUUGGCGAAACCCGAAGACGUGAACCGAUUGGUCAACGAAACCAUCAAAACGUUUGGACAGUUAGAUGUAUUGGUCAAUAAUGCGGCCGUUUAUUUGGCCUCAGCCAUCGAUGAUAAAAAUUUGACCGAGGUGUUUGACCAGACUAUGGCGGUCAACCUACGGGCCCCCUUACAGCUCAUACAACUGGCCCAUCCCUACCUAAACGCCACCAAUGGCUCCGUUAUUAAUAUUGGUGCUAUCAGUAUGCCGAGUAUUGCCGUACGAUCAAUACCAAGCGGUGUGGCCAAAGUAGGUCUAGACUACUCGGUCAAAGUAUUAGCCGUGGCGAUGGGGCCCCGGGUUAGGAUCAACGCCGUUGAUCCCGGUCCUCUCGAUAACAUAAAAAAGGUAAUGAGUCCCGAAGAACUGGCAGCUCUGGUCAAACAAAUACCACUUCAAAGUCUGGGACAGCCUAUAGAUGUGGCCAAUGGGGUCGUGUAUUUGGCUUCAGAUGAGGCACGACCCCAGAGCUAG